Molecule: messenger RNA, 1068 nt
Organism: Rhodotorula graminis WP1
Lineage: Eukaryota; Fungi; Basidiomycota; Microbotryomycetes; Sporidiobolales; Sporidiobolaceae
Exons: 9
Coding region: 1-1068 (355 amino acids)
Source: RefSeq, a predicted model, not a curated record
AUGCGCGCUUGCCCACAAAGCGGCGCCGCACCUCGGCAAAUCGACACAGUCGCGUCGCCCGACUCUACGACCGCCCACACCGCCGGCCUCCUCGACAAGGUCGAGCCCGCACUCGUGCGCAACGACCUGCGCCUCGCCCCCGCCGCGCAAGCCGCCUCGUCGAGCUACCAACCUCCCGUCCAGCCUGGCUCGCUCCCAGCGUACGACCACGCCCUCGCCUACAUCCAGCAGGACCGCGACGCCAAGCUCGCCCAGCUCGAAGACCUCAAGGCCAAGGGCGACGCCGACCCGAGUGUCCUCGACAAGCUCGAGGUCGAGGCGUGGAGCAACGACCCAGAGACUCGCUGGCGGGCAAAGCACGGCCAUGGCGACUUCUCCAAGCCCGUGUACCGUCACCUCGCCGAACGGGCAUGGCGGAACGACGGCGACUUGGCCAUCCUCAUGCAGCGCGUGACCCAGAUGCACGUCACGCCCGACCUCCUCCCCGAGAUCAAGCCCGUCGCCGACGUCCGGCUCACCGUCGCCGGCUCGACCAUCGAGCCCGGCUCGUACACCAAGCCUGCAGACACUCGGCAAGCGCUCGAUGUUUCGGUGCAGGUCUACCACGCGGAAGAGCGCCUGUACACGCUCCUCGUCGUCGACCCUGACGUGCCCGACGAGUUCAACCAGACCUUCUCGACCUUUGCCCACCUCCUCAUCCCCAACAUCCCUCUCUCGGCAACCUCGUCCUCCCCGCUCGACCUCUCCUCUCUCUCCUCGACCCUCUCCUACGUCCCGCCGCACCCGCAAAACGGCACGCCCUACCACCGCUACACGGUCCUCCUCCUCGAGCAGCCGGAGAGCCUGUCGCUCUCGCCCGACUCGACGUCGCGCGACGCCUUCUCGGUGCGCGAGUUCGUCGUCGAGCACAAGCUCGAGCCGAGGGGCAUCAGCUUCUUCCGCCAGAAGUGGGACAAGGACGUGUCGGCCAUCUACAAGGAGGUCCUCGACCGCCCCGAGCCGAGGUACGGCCGCCCGCCCAAGAUGGACCUGUACGCCGGCAGGCCGCCCAAGUACGAGCUGGUCUGA